Molecule: messenger RNA, 1116 nt
Organism: Colletotrichum aenigma
Lineage: Eukaryota; Fungi; Ascomycota; Sordariomycetes; Glomerellales; Glomerellaceae
Gene: chy
Product: Cyanide hydratase
Exons: 3
Coding region: 1-1116 (371 amino acids)
Biological process (GO): cyanide catabolic process
Molecular function (GO): cyanide hydratase activity
Source: RefSeq, a predicted model, not a curated record
AUGCCUAUCACCAAGUACAAGGCCGCCGCUGUCACCUCCGAGCCCGGUUGGUUCGACCUCGAGGGUGGUGUCCAGAAGACCAUCAACUUCAUCAACGAGGCAGGCCAGGCUGGCUGCAAGCUGGUCGCCUUCCCCGAAGUUUGGAUUCCUGGCUACCCCUACUGGAUGUGGAAGGUCACCUACAUGCAAUCCCUUCCCAUGCUCAAGAAGUACCGCGAGAACUCCCUCCGCGUCGACUCCGAGGAGAUGCGCCGCAUCCGCCGCGCCGCCCGCGACAACCAGAUCUACGUCUCCAUGGGCUUCUCCGAGCUCGACCACGCCACUCUCUACCUCUCGCAGGUCCUCAUCUCCCCCGACGGCACCGUCAUCAACCACCGCCGCAAGAUCAAGCCCACCCACGUCGAGAAGCUCGUCUACGGCGACGGCUCCGGCGACACCUUCCUCUCGGUCUCCGAGACCGGCAUCGGCCGCGUCGGCCAGCUCAACUGCUGGGAGAACAUGAACCCCUUCCUCAAGUCCCUCAACGUCUCCAUGGGCGAGCAGGUCCACGUCGCCGGAUGGCCCGUCUACCCCGGCAAGGAGCGCCAGGUCGCCCCCGACCCGGCCACCAACUACGCCGACCCUGCCUCCGACCUCGUCACCCCUGCCUACGCCAUCGAGACCGGCACCUGGGUCCUCGCUCCCUUCCAGCGUCUCUCCGUCGAGGGUUUGAAGAAGAACACCCCCGAGGGUGUCGAGCCCGAGACCGAUCCCUCCGUCUACAACGGCCAUGCUCGCAUCUACAAGCCCGAUGGCAGCUUGGUCGCCAAGCCCGACAAGGACUUUGACGGUCUGAUGUUCGUCGACAUCGACCUCAACGAGAACCACCUCACCAAGGUCCUCGCUGACUUUGCCGGCCACUACAUGCGCCCCGAUCUCAUUCGUCUUCUGGUCGACACCCGCCGCAAGGAGCUCGUGACUGAGGCCGAUCCCGAGGGUGGCAUCGCUUCUUACAGCACCUACCACCGUCUCGGUCUUGACCGUCCCCUGGACUCCAAGCCCGAGCUGCACGAGCACGACAGCGUGAACAAGCGCGUCAGCAAGGAGCCUUCCGUCAAGCCUGCAAAGAAGCUCUAG